Molecule: messenger RNA, 1876 nt
Organism: Pseudomassariella vexata
Lineage: Eukaryota; Fungi; Ascomycota; Sordariomycetes; Amphisphaeriales; Pseudomassariaceae
Exons: 1
Coding region: 157-1722 (521 amino acids)
Biological process (GO): SCF-dependent proteasomal ubiquitin-dependent protein catabolic process
Cellular component (GO): SCF ubiquitin ligase complex
Molecular function (GO): protein binding
Source: RefSeq, a predicted model, not a curated record
CACCUCCAUAUGUGUCAACGUGCUUUAAUCUCACAAUGCAUUUCCCAACGGUAUCUGUGAAUUAUCAACCUGAUAUCUCCCUAGAAUCCACAAAUCUUAUCCAAGGUCUUGACGGUUACCACAUGAUACACCUUUUAGAUUUAUAACCUGCUCUCAAUGUCAUCAGAACCACACAACAUCGAGCAAACACCAGAGAAGAUACAAUCGGAACUAGAAACCUUUCGAGCACAGUGGCGGGCCGAAGUAACAGCCCGGUCCAAGAAGCCUGAGGCUUCGCAGCCGUCAAGCCAGGCAGGGCCCUCCUCAUCUGCCUCCAAGCCGCCCCGAAAGCCAGAUGCAUCACAAAAGAGGACAGCAGUACCCAAAGGUGCUGCACAGCUCGAGGACGACGAUGAGUAUGUUCAAGGACAUGCCUUCGAUGAGCUGAGCACGCAUGGGGCAGCCGGGGAACCAGUGAGAGUUGAAUCGUCGGAAGUUGAUAACAAGGAGCCAGAGACAGCGCUGGAAUUCUACGAAAAGGCCGUGGACAGGGAGACCACCGGCAAGCUCGGCGAUAGCUUGCGCUUGUACCGCAAGGCCUUUCGGAUGGACAGCCGGGUCGACCAAGAUUACAAGAACAAGCAUUUCCCUGGACGGUGGAAGCCAGCUCAAAUCAACCCAUCGAACGCCCCCAUCACGGUGCCCAAUGUUGCACAACAUUCCCUGGACGGUCCCACGCUGUCUCUGCCAGACCUGAUCGCAAGCUUCGCUGGUAUGAGCGUGCAAGGGUCAACAGCAGAAGUUGAGGGAAUGCCCACGCCGCCAUGUCCCAUUUCAGAUUUGCCUGAUGAGAUCCUCCUCCACAUCCUUCGAGAUGUAGCUAUCUUGGAUGUCGGCGACUUCGUCCGGCUUUCUCAGGUCUGUAAGCGGUUCGCUUACUUGAUCGCCACAGAAGACCAAAUAUGGCGGCGCGUCUGCCUCGGCUCCGAAUUCGGGUUCGGCAGCAUGGUGUAUCACUGGCAGAAGGAAAUAACCUGGGAGACACUCGACCCUGAACUUCAGCUUGGUGAGAAUCUCUGCGGCGUAGAAGAACUUCAGCAACGACGGGCUGAUGAGAGCGAGGCCACCACGCACGCCUUAAUCCACACGCUCUACGCUUCGUCUUGGCUGAAGAUGUUUCGCCAACGUCCCAGAAUUCGGUUCAAUGGAUGUUACAUCAGUACGGUGAACUACAUUCGUGCCGGCCAAGCAUCAGGUCAUCACAUCACCUGGAACAGCCCAGUCCACAUUGUCACCUAUUAUCGCUAUCUCCGCUUUUUCCGUGAUGGUGCUGUCAUAAGCUUACUCACAACCGACGAGCCCAAAGACGUGGUACAUCAUCUCACAAAGGACAACCUGAUGCAACACCAGAACAACGGCGCGCCUCAUUUGCCUUCCGCCGUAAUUAGCGGCGCCCUGAAAGGGCGCUGGCGCCUCUCAUCGACCAUCGACAACCCAGAUGGGGAUUUGGCUGAUGUCGAGGGUGAUCUCUUCGUCGAGACGAAUGGCGUCGGUCCUAAAUAUAUGUAUAGAAUGGAGCUAUCGCUGAAGAGCGCCGGCAAGGCAGCCAAGAACAAUAAGCUCAUGUGGAAAGGCUUCUGGAGCUACAAUAAGUUGACGGAUGACUGGGGUGAGUUCACGCUAAAAAAUGACAAGGCGUUCUACUUUAGCAGAGUGAAAAGCUAUGGAUUCCGGGGGCAGUGAGCUUUGCGCUCGGUACGUCGCAGUAUGUAUUAGUUAUUAGCAGGGCGACGUUGGAAAUGGCUACAUAUAUUCUUCUCACCAUAUUAGGUAUGUUCUUUUGAUCUACUUCCGCAAGUUUCCAUCCUGGUAGCAACAAUAUGGAUCAAGUUCCCAG